Messenger RNA from Lodderomyces margitis, 4341 nucleotides. RefSeq names its product sulfite reductase (NADPH) subunit beta (gene ECM17). The record is from RefSeq and is a predicted model, not a curated record. Lineage: Eukaryota; Fungi; Ascomycota; Pichiomycetes; Serinales; Debaryomycetaceae. The transcript has a single exon. Gene Ontology annotation, molecular function: sulfite reductase (ferredoxin) activity; FMN binding; iron-sulfur cluster binding. Bases 1 to 4341 code for a protein of 1446 amino acids. Gene Ontology annotation, cellular component: sulfite reductase complex (NADPH). Gene Ontology annotation, biological process: sulfate assimilation.
AUGAGUUUGAGCAAAGAAGAAUCUAUUGCAAGAACAAUCAGCCUAGUUGAUGGAAUCAACUUUGUUACCCAGCCAGCAAAGUCGGUUGAGUCACCAUUUGCAAAGUUGGUAUCAAAUGCGAACAAGCUUAUUCGCUCAAAUGAUCCAUACGCAUUGGUAGAGAAUUUUUUGUUGGAUAGAGAUAACCAAAGACACGAUAGAGGAGAUGAAGAAUCAGAAGAACAAGAGCUUGACACUGUUACCGUGACAACAGAUUCUGAAACCUUGUUGAAGAACUUGCCCUUUUUGUCGGCAUCAUCGUUUAAAAACAACAAAGUUGUCAACCAUGUCGAAAUACAUAACUCAGACUUCACGGUUGUUACCAGUUUGAAAGACUUGAAGUUUCCAAUAUUAAUAUCACAGAGUCCACGUGAAACCUACCAAUUUGCCAAUUUGGCAUACAACUUAUCGGAGAAAUUGAAUACAUCUAUUUUCCACUUUUACGUCUCAGACGCAACGUAUAAGUCGAGUGAAUCUAUCAAACCAUCUGAGGGUAUAUUUUUGAAAGACUUGAAUGAGUUGUCUUUUGACAAAGUGUUAGCUGAGUUUGAUGUUCAACCUUUUGAAGUUGCCAGCAAAAUACAAAAGCAGAAGGAUGCUAUUCUUUAUCUUGGUCAAUUGGACGAUGCUUUAUUAGAGGCUGCUACCAAAGCUGGUGUUUUGUUGAUUAGCAUUAGGGUAUAUCAACCAUUUUCCCUCGCGCGCUUACUUAAAAUCGUACCUGACCAUGUUGAAACGCUCACCAUUGUACAACAAGCAAACACUGGCUUUUCGCAAUUUUCUCCAUUGCUCCUUGAUUUUUUUGCCGAAUACGCAGAGCACCAAACUUUGAAAAACUUUACAAAAAUUGUGUCUGCUACUUUUAGCCCUGUGAUAAACUAUACCGGUGCUUUGAUCAAACUUGUUUCAAACGUCCAAUCAGAUAAACCUUCUCAAAAUUUGUUCUACGGUGAAUCUAAAGACUCCAGUUUGGGAAAUAAGACCGCCAACAAGCAACAUCAAGAAUACGACAAGGCUGUGUCAGAGGCUCAUAAUUUGGAACAGGCUUAUUCGAAAAUCUUGCAGCAAGUCAACGACACUAAUUUGAAGAUUUUGAAUGAGUAUCAAGCCGAUAAUAUUGGGUUGGAGACUAACCCUGAAUAUGGUUUCGGAGCAUUCUUGCAUGACCAGGAACAACAAGAGAAUUUGACCAGCUUGGUACAAGUCGCUUUGAAGGAGAAUAAAUUCAAAACAAAAGAUAACAGUAAAUUGAUUGACUUGUUGUCUCAAUGGUUAGUACAAUUGCAGGAGAAUGGUGAAGUCGAAAGUAGGAUACCACUUGAAGCUAUUGAGUUAUUGAAGACAGAUGAAUCGUCAACCACUUCGAGAGAACUUCUUGCAUUGUCAACUUACUUCACCACCAAUAGUAAUUGGCUUAUAGGGUCGGAUGCCUGGUCCUUUGACUUGGGCUCAUCAGGUGUCCACAGUGUUAUCACUUCUGGUAAAAACAUUAACAUGUUGAUCAUUGAUUCUGAACCAUAUGAAGAAAAGUCUUCAGACAAAACUAUCAAUGGGUUUAGAAAGAAAGAUGUUGGUUUGUACGCCAUGAACCAUGGAGAUUGUUAUGUUGCAUCGGUGGCAGUGUACUCUUCGUAUACACAAGUAUUGCAAGCAUUUAUUGAAGCCGAAAAGUUUAAUGGACCAUCGGUAGUUUUAGCCUACUUACCAUACCACAAUGAAUCAGAUAAUACAUUGGCCGUCUUGCAGGAAACCAAGAAAGCUGUUGAUACCGGUUACUGGCCAUUGUAUAGAUACGAUCCAAAUGCGGCAAAGGAAACUGACGUUUUUAAAUUGGAUUCAUCGAAUUUGAGAAAACAAUUGAAGGAAUUUUUGGACAAGGAAAACAAGUUGACCUUGUUGGCUUCUAAGGACCCCUUGUUGUCAAGAAACUUGACCGCAAAUGCCAACACUGAGGCUAAACUCAAGCAAGCAAAAAUUGCUGAUGAGUCUUAUGCUAUGUUGUUGCAGGGCUUGUCUGGUCCUCCAUUAACAAUCGCUUUUGCAUCCGAUGGUGGAAAUGCAGAAGGCUUGGCUAAGAAAAUCAACAGACAAGCCUUGGGAAGAGGAUUGAAAGCAAAUGUGUUAGCCAUGGAUGAUAUCUCAAUGGAAGACUUGCCAAACGAAACCAACGUUAUUUUUGUCACAUCGACUUCGGGUCAAGGUGAGUUUCCAGGUAAUGGUAAACAGUUUUGGGACGGCCUUAAAAAUUCAAACGCCUUGGAUCUUUCUGGUGUUAAGUUUUCAGUGUUUGGUUUGGGUGAUUCAGAAUAUUGGCCAAGAAAGGAAGAUAAGCAUUACUACAAUAAACCUGGUAAAGAUUUGCACGCCAAACUUAAAUUGUAUGGUGGUGUUGAAUUGGCUGAGAUUGGAUUGGGAGAUGAUCAAGAUGCUGAUGGAUUCUCUACUGGUUUUAAUGAAUGGAUUCCAAAGAUUUGGGCUGCAUUGGGUGUUGACAAUGUUGAAGGUGUUGAAGAACCAAAGCCAAUCACUAAUGAAGAUAUGAAGAUUGGUUCUGAUUAUCUCAGAGGGACUAUUGCCGAAGGUUUGCAAGACGAAUCAACUGGUUCAAUUUGCGCCGUUGACCAACAAUUAACCAAGUUUCAUGGUAUCUAUAUGCAAGAUGACCGUGAUGUGAGAGACGAACGUAAGGCCAAAGGUCUUGAGCCGGCAUACGCUUUUAUGGUUCGUGUAAGAUUGCCAGGUGGUAUUGCCAAUCCGAAACAAUACUUGAAGAUGGACGAAUUGGCCGAUGAAAGAGGUAACGGUACGUUGAAGUUGACAACUAGAGCCACUUUUCAACUUCAUGGUGUUGUCAAACACGAUUUGAAACCGGCAAUCAGAGGUAUGAAUGCUGCUUUAAUGGACACUUUGGCUGCAUGUGGUGAUGUCAAUAGAAAUGUGAUGGUGUCUGCAUUGCCAAACAAUGCUAAAGUACAUGGACAAGUUUCUGCCACUGGUACAUUGAUAUCAAACCACUUGUUGCCAAGUACAACAGCAUACCACGAAAUCUGGUUGGAAGGUGAAAUGCCUUCUGAUAAGGCUGGUGAUAGAGAGGCUUGGGAAAACCGUAAAGAAGGCCCAACAAAGAAGAAAACCUUGGUUGCUGGUAAUGUUUUGGCUGAUGUCGAACCAUUGUACGGUGUAACCUACUUGCCAAGAAAAUUCAAGAUUGUUAUUACAGUCCCUCCUUAUAAUGAUGUUGAUGUGUAUGCCCAUGAUAUUGGAUUGAUUGCAAUUGUUGAAGAUGAUAUUGUAAUAGGUUACAAUGUGUUAGUUGGUGGUGGUAUGGGUACUACUCACAAUAACAAAAAGACCUACCCAAGAACUGGUUCCAUGUUUGGUUAUAUUCCAAGAGAUCAAAUCCACAUUGCUUGUGAGAAGAUUAUGUUAGUUCAAAGAGAUUUUGGUGACAGAACAAACAGAAAGCAUGCUAGAUUGAAGUACACAAUCGAUGACUUGGGUGUUGAGGUAUUCAAGUCCAAGGUUGAGGACUUGUUGGGAUACAAGUUUGAGGAACCAAAGCCAUUCAAGAUUGAAAACAAUGUUGAUCAUUUUGGAUGGUGUAAGGAUGAAUUGGGAUGCAAUCACUUUACCGCUUUCAUUGAGAAUGGUAGGAUUGAAGAUACCCCGGAAUUGCCACAAAAGACAGGUUUGCGUAAAAUUGCUCAAUACUUGCAGGACAACAAGAAGUCGGGAGAGUUUAGACUAACUGGUAAUCAGCAUUUGCUUAUUUCCAACAUCAAGGAUGAAGAUUUGCAAGACGUGAAGAACUUGUUGGCAAAAUACAAAUUGGACAAUACUGAGUUUUCAGCAUUGAGAUUGUCUUCAGCUGCCUGUGUUGCUUUCCCAACUUGUGGUUUGGCCAUGGCUGAGUCAGAAAGGUAUUUGCCCCAAUUGAUCACCAAAUUAGAGGAGGCUUUAGAAGAUUAUGGAUUGAGACACGACUCUGUGGUUAUGAGGAUGACAGGUUGUCCAAAUGGUUGUGCUAGACCAUGGGUUGCAGAAGUGGCCUUAGUUGGUAAAGCAUAUGGCGCUUACAACUUGAUGUUGGGUGGAGGACACCACGGACAGAGAUUGAAUAAGAUUUACAGAUACUCGAUCAAAGAAGAUGAAAUUUUGACAAUCUUGAAAGACUUAUUCAAGAGGUGGAGUAAGGAGAGAAACGAUGGAGAACCUUUUGGUGAUUGGUGUAUUAGAGCAGGUAUCAUUCAAGAAACUACGGAAGGUAAGUUUUUCCACGAGGGUAUUCCUGAAGAUGCAUAG